This is a messenger RNA of Tympanuchus pallidicinctus (lesser prairie-chicken), 5188 nucleotides long. RefSeq names its product telomere repeat binding bouquet formation protein 1 (gene TERB1). Gene Ontology annotation, biological process: meiotic attachment of telomere to nuclear envelope; homologous chromosome pairing at meiosis. The record is from RefSeq and is a predicted model, not a curated record. Lineage: Eukaryota; Metazoa; Chordata; Aves; Galliformes; Phasianidae. The transcript has 16 exons. The coding region runs from base 1075 to 3186 and encodes 703 amino acids.
UGGGCUGCGGGGCUGGCUGCUUUCGUCGGGUUGGCGCUGAUAUUUUUCAGAGCCGUUGCUCUACUUCGAGAGCGACAGCUAAUCUGUUGUUGGGCUGGUUUUAUUGCUGCUGAAAAGUUUCCACCUGCGGCUGGGCCAUUGCUGCGAGCUUUGAGUCGGUGACUGCGACGCUCGCAUCAGCCGUUCUUCGCGUGUGGGACUUGGAGCUCGGUUAAGGAAAAGGGCACGAUCCGCCUGAGUGCGCUCGGGCUCCUGGGCCGCGGUUAGCUGCGGCUGCCCUUCGGCUCAUCCCAGCACACCGCGGGUCGCGGCCUGGGAUAAGCAGCAAGAGCUGCCAACGGGCCUUGGCUGCCGUUCUGCUUCCUGAGCGGGUGUAGCGCUGAGUGCUGCGCCCGGAUCACGAGUGGAGUGCGCCAGGUUGAUGUAGAAGCACUGCUGUGGGUAUUUUCAUUUUACAUAUUGUGUGUGACUCCAGUGAGCUAAGAUAAAGUCUUAGUGUAGGAAAUACUUCUCCUGCUCGUUACUGCCUUUGUUUUUGGUACUAAGAAAGCAGUGCAGUUUUGGCUUAGUGACGGUAGGAAGGAGGUGGUUUGUAUUGGAUGUCAGAUGUGGUUAUGUAACGUUAUCUGGUGAUCUCACUGCUUUUUGGCUGAUGGCAGAAUUGGCAGCCUGCUGUAAGCAAAAUCUGAGGAGAUUUACUGCAGUAAAUGGCAGCACUGGGUAUAUUUGUUUUAAUUGUAGGUGGGUUCUUUGAGCAAUUCCACACUGCCAUCGUAGGUCACUAGGUUGCUGCAAAACUAACUUUGAAAGCCAUUGGCGUAACAUAGUAACUAUAAAUACUGUCCAUAUGAAAUAGAGCAUUUCUAAAGGAAGGCUCUGCCAUGCAAGGCUGUAUUAAACUCUGUGUCAGAUGAUAGCAUAAAAUUUGAGAGCUGUAAAAUUGUGUAUUUUUAAAUAGCAAUAAAAAGUUAUUUAACUUACACUCUGUACAAUGCUACAGACACUGCUGAUUUCAGCAAAAAGAAAAUGCUUUUUCCUUGCAGUUGUGGAACAAGAACAGGGAUGCAAUAAAAAAUGGAAAAUCAAAAGGUGCAAAAACCACAAUGUGAUAUGAAAACAGAUUUGAACUUACUGCUUGAAUGCCUUAAAUACCAGAUGGACUGCCCUUCAUCCCAGAAAGAGGCUUUGAUCACUAUUUAUUCAAUUUGUCAACAAAAUAGUGAAGCUUGUGAAUAUUUACGAGAAAUUGGUGGUUUGGGGUUUAUAAAUGAUCUUGCAAAGUCAAGUGCUCAUGGCAUAGUGAAGGAAGCAGCUUUAUUUACACUAGGAAUCAUAAUAGAGAGUAAUGUUUACUGCCAACAAACUUUGUGUUCUUCUGCAUUAUUUGAGGACCUCAUUUCAUUUUUAAUGAAUAAGGAUUCUGGUGUGAACUUGAAAAGAAUGUCUGUUUAUGUCAUCUUGGCACUGGUUUCAAAUAAUAAACUUGGCCAAACCUAUGUCAGAGAAACAGGCUGCAUUGAUCUGCUGCUGCAGUUAUUCAGAACAACUCUUUCCACACCUGAGCUGAAUCUGUCAGAUGAAAAUACAAAUAGCUGCUACCAGCUGUGGUGUUCAGUCUGUAGCACUCUCUGUGCCUGUGUUAACAAUCCUCAGAAUGCCCCCGUGCAGAAAUAUUUUGUUUCUAUUGGAGGAUUGGACACCUUAGCUCAAGUCCUCCUCAAGCUGAUGCGUGAUGAUUCCUGUCUGAGUCACCCUAGCAGGAAGCUUGCAAUAGUAGUGACAAAGACUCUGGAUGCCUGCAUUGCUAAUGACUCUGCCAUGGCUGUUGUUUUGGCGAAGUAUCACACUGUGUCAGAACUGCUGAACCUACUGUCUAAUGACACUCUGGAUACGGGAGAAAAAAUGAGUGUUAUUCUAACAAUUGGACACUGUACUGAAGUCUCUGAAGAAAACCAGUGUGAACUGCUCAAGAACAAUGGUCUUCCACUUAUGAUUCAGGUACUAACUGAGUCUCAGGAUGAGGAACUACACAAAGCUGCUACUUUUGUGCUGCAGAACUGCAAGCAAAUGACUAAACAAUUGUCCUUGAAAAUAAAUGAGAAGUCCCUAAGUGUGAAGAAUGCAGAAGAGCUGGAGGUGGACAUGCAAAUCAGAGAAAGAAAUCAACGAAACUACUGGAAGAAAGCAAAAGACAUUCUGCACAGAAUAAACUUGAUUGAAAAAGAACAUGAGGAGAUUAGCACGUUUAUGGAGGAAGGAGUGGAAGGAAGACCGUUUGACAGGAGUUCAUGGGAUUUUGAUGCUUCAGUGCUGGCUUCUGAAGUGAAUCCCAGUGAUACAAAAGCAUGUCUAGAAAGAACGUGCAAAGAAUUACGUGGUCCACAGUUAACUUCUAAGUUGGAUGACGGAGUUCUUGCUCUAGCUGCAAAUUCUUCUGCACUGACUGAGAAUCCAGUGAAUGCUUCUGCUAGAAAAAGUAAACAGAGUGAUAUUCCACGUUCAGUUUAUGCAAUGCAGUCAGACACUGCAAUUCAAAGUCGUAGUGUAAAUGAAAAAACAGCAGGUGAAAAAAGUCAGUCUGUUCUUCAGCUAAGGAAAAGCUUACUUCAACAACCAGGGAAGACUAUUAAGCAUAUGAAAUGGGCAGGCAUACCAGACCAACAUUCAUUGUACUCAGAGAUAACCAAGGAAGAAAAAAUUAAUUUGAUUACAACUGCAUCCCUUAAAAUGACAGACUUGCUGUGUUUGGGCUGUACAACAACAGGACUGUCUUUCAAUAGCAGAACUUUUAGUAAGAUGUUGCAAACUUGUCCAUACCUGUGUGGCCGUCAUAGAGUCAUUCUGGAAGCUGAAGAAAGAUAUAAAAAGAAACUUCAGAAAUCAUGUGGCUCUAACAGAAGACAUGCAGCUUAUGAGAAGAUAGUGCUGACUCCAGUGAAGAAAGGAAAACUGCUAGUAGAGACAUCUUUAAAGAGCAAACAGGAUAAUUUCCAAAGUAUUCUUUUGACUCCAAUUAGAAAAAGCAAACCCAAUACUUUGAAUAGAUAUCAGCAUAAUAAAAAUACUCGGUUAUCUGAAGAAUAUAACUUGCAACCAACGUGUGAAAAAUGUGAGUAUCGCCAGAAAAUUAGUUCUGUAACAAGAAUAGCUGAAAGAUCAGGUUUUACCUUUAGUUCAGGGCACUGAAAAAAGUGUCCGUGCUUGCUGCUUGGAGACAAAUGGCUGAGGAUUUUAAUAGAUAUUCUUGUAACUUCAAUCAUAAGAUUACUUAAGCUUAUUUUAACUUAAAUCCUAUUGUUUUGCUACUUGCCUCCAGUACCUAACUAAUUCAGACAUGUUAAUGCCAAUAAUGAGAAAAAGAUCUAAUGAGAAAUAGAUAUUAGUAAUAAGGCAACAUGUGCGUAUCCAUGUUCAUUAGAGGCAAUGUUCCUUCCCAGCACAAGAGUCAGGCUUACAGUCGAGUUCAGUAAGUUCAAAGUGACCAAGGGUUGGCCUUCACAGUUUCAUAGCCUUCCAAAAAAGGCAAGAUGCAAACUUGGAGAGAAAGAGGGUGUGAAAGAAAUGUGCAGCCAUGAAUGCCAACAGUUAAAAGAAAAUUGUCUAUGUUCACUUGAUGAAGAUGAGGUUACCUGUGUGCAGCCUUAUACACUUGUCUUUAUCUUUGUAAAAUCACUGAAAACUGUGUAAUUCCAUUUGAAGUCACCUUUAACAGGAGCCCAAUACCUAAGUGAACCAUAUUAAAUACAGAUCUUUCCCUGCUGAUUCUACUGCAGUCAUAUGGCAUAUCCCUGAAACAAGUUAACUAUUUUUCUAUUGUUAGCUAUUUUCAAAUAAUGGAACUUUCACAAGCAAUGGAAAUGGAAGUAUGCUUAUAUCCUGAGCUUGUGAAAGUUGGCACAGUAUAGAAAUGGUACACACCUAAAAGAAAUAGCUGUCCUGACUGGAAAACAAAUACUGAGAGUGUAAGUUAUGUAAGCGCAACAAAAAUGCAGCAUUUUUCUGUGACAUUUACCUUUGAGUAAAUGGGUGACAGUGAAGAAAAGGCUGAACAUAGCAUGUUUGAAAAAUGUCAUUGUAUUGACGGUUUGCUGGCAACACAAUUCUCAAUUAGUUCUGAACAAUAAUGCAUUCCUUCUAAUGUGAAAUACUACGUAAGUUGACAUGAUUUUUAAUUACACCAAAAUAAAUACAGAACAGUGAGAAAUGUUACCUGGAUAUAAACACAAGAGCUUUAAACAAGAGAAGAACCUGAAAAAAUCUCACAGAUGAAGAAAUUAAUGAUAUUUUAAAGAGAGUAAAAUAAAUGGGUAAUCACUGGAAUUUGAUUUUUGUGGUGCUAUGCAUUUCACAAAGGAUGAACAAAUGCUUAUCUUUCUGAGAAAUACAACAGGUUACAAGUAAAUGUCAAACUUCCUCAUAUCAUAUGCAAAUCAUAUGCACUAUCAGGUCAUUUUUUGAGCUUUUGUUCCUGAUUCGCUUGCAAAGAAACAUGGGAUGAAAAAUUGGCAACCUGUGAGCUGAUCUUUGUGCCAUUUCACUGCUGUGCACACUGAGGUUUUGAAUGGUCUCUGUAAACUAAUCAGUUUUUAUGCUAAUGGAGAACUAAACUGGGAGGCAUUAGAGUGGCACCUGAUAGGGUACAAAGGGUUUCAGCUGAGGGCUGGAUUAAUACCCGUGUUUGCUAGGAAGUGGAUAUGUUCUUGGUUCAGUCAAUUGGUGAGGGUCUGUGAGAUUUUCUGUUGUAGUUUUUGCUUUGUUGCAUGUGUAUGCUUCUUACACAGAGGUGUGGUUUAUGGAUGGAGUAGGUAAUGUUACUGCUGUACUCUCAGUAAAUGUGGGGGGUUGGUGGCAACCAUUUAUACUCUGAAAUCUUUUCUAAAAAUUGUACUGUGUUUUGUGAUAAUGGUUGUCUUGAUAUUUUUAUCUCCCAUCUUGCAGGAACAAGAAAAACAAGGAUCAUCAUCAAAGUCUUUCAAGAGAAUUUUGGAUUUUAAUACAUGAAGUUGAAGAGCAGCAUUGUUAACAGUGAGGUACAGUUACUACAAUUCCAACUUUUAGAGAAUGAGUUUAGAUGAGUUCAGACCCAUGUUUUGCACUGCUAACAUUCAUAACAAUUGUUAUGCUUUGCAGAUUUCAGUUAAACUGUAAGUUUUUCUAGCACCAAUAAAGCUUUUACCAGUAAAAGUUA